CUCUUGAAGCAAUUAAUCCAGGAAAACCAUUAUGAUAGCUAAUCAAUAUAUAGAUAUAUAUACUAUGGAAAUGAAUUUUCAUAUUUGUCUCUAGAGAUCAUUGAGAUCAAAAUUACGGAGAUCAGAAAUGGAUACUCCGGCGUCAAGUCAUGAUCAUCCUUUGGUCCUAAAUCAUACCAUGCAUAAUCGUCAUGAGCUUGCUUCCCUCCUCCACUGCAACAAAUGCGGAUACGCUAUCGUGAGAGGUUCUUUUUAUUCUUGUUUUCACUGUGGCUAUCACCUCCAUUAUCAUUGUGCUGUAACAAUGCCACCCAAAAUCAAUCACCCCUUUCACCCUCAACACCCCUUGUCCUGGUGUAUUAUAGGGUCUUUUACAUGUGCCUUUUGCUAUCCACAUGAUAGCAAUUUUCUAAACCCAUUGAGAGAAGAAUAUUAUUCAUACUCAUGUAUUGAGUACAAUUUGAAGUUGGAUAUUGAAUGCGCUUUGGCACCCACCAUAACAUGCUAUGAUGAUCAAACUCGACCUCUUUGUCAUCUACAACCAAUGGACCUUGUUGAAAAAGAAGAUGGAUUAUCAUUUUCUGCUUGCUGUGUAUGUGAAUCACCAUCUCGAUUUGGUAGCUCAACGUAUUAUUAUUAUUGCAAAAUAUGUGAGUUUUCUGUUCACAAAUCAUGUACUAAUUUUUCUAGAGAUAUAAUGCACCCUUUUCAUCCAAAACAUCGUCUUUUCCUUCAUUUUUCAUAUGGCAUACUUGAUUGUUCUUCUUGCGGGAGAGAUUGUUGUUAUAGGUUCAAUUUUCGAUGUAAGGAGUGUGACGUUAAUGUGUGUAUAAGAUGUACUUUUCUGAGACCUUGCAUAAGAUAUCAAGGGCAUGACCAUCUUCUUUGCUAUGUUAACUAUGUAUGGAAAUUUUAUUCCCGUACUAGUUGUGAUGCUGAUGAUGCUUAUUGUAAACAAUAUUCCAUGGGUGACUUAAGUGAAUUUAAUUGGAGUAGAAACCACGUAUUGCGUUGCGUUCCAUGUCAGUUCAAUCUCCACUUACUUUGUGGUCCAUUGCCAUCCGUCAUAAAACACAAAUGCCAUAUUCACCCUCUCACUCUCGUUGAUUCAUUGAUUGAAGAUGAUUCAGGUGAAUACUACUGUGAUUCUUGUGAAAAGGAAAGAGAUCCACGACUUUGUGUUUAUUAUUGUGAAGGAUGCAAGUAUGUUGCUCAUGUCCAAUGUGUGAUAUCCGAGGUUUUACGUGUAUUGAAGGGAGAAUUAAAAGAUGUAGAACUGAGAAUUGUGGGACAAAAUGAGCUUGACACAGAAAUAAUGGAGAAAAAUUUAGUGCUAGACAAAGAGAAAGAGGAAAGUGCCUUGGUGGGGGAACAAGGUAAGGCUUCCAUGACCUUGAUGGAUUUAGUUUCCGAGUUAUCGAAAAGAAUUGGACGAUUUGCACUUAGUGUUAGUAGAUUAUAA
Ziziphus jujuba (common jujube) is the source of this 1462-nucleotide messenger RNA. RefSeq names its product protein VACUOLELESS GAMETOPHYTES. Lineage: Eukaryota; Viridiplantae; Streptophyta; Magnoliopsida; Rosales; Rhamnaceae. The record is from RefSeq and is a predicted model, not a curated record. The transcript has 2 exons. The coding region runs from base 128 to 1462 and encodes 444 amino acids.